Molecule: messenger RNA, 2489 nt
Organism: Synchiropus splendidus (mandarinfish)
Lineage: Eukaryota; Metazoa; Chordata; Actinopteri; Syngnathiformes; Callionymidae
Gene: tbc1d17
Product: TBC1 domain family, member 17
Exons: 18
Coding region: 128-2101 (657 amino acids)
Biological process (GO): activation of GTPase activity
Molecular function (GO): GTPase activator activity
Source: RefSeq, a predicted model, not a curated record
GUGAGAAGGAAAUAUUGACCAAAUAAAGGCCAUAAAACGAGGUUCCGUUCGACCUGUUUUCAAUACAUAUCUUAGGUUUGGCAGCAAAAAUGUAAGAGAAACAAGCGCACACAUGUGAUCACUGGGAAUGGAGAGUGGAGUGCAGAAGUGUUCCCUCGCCAGAGGGGACGGAGAGGUUCACAUCGGCGCAAGAAUGCAGCAAAACCAUGGGGAUUAUAAGCUGAUAUUUGAGAAGGAGGGGGUGUAUCUGCACACAAACGCCAAGAGGAGCAACCAGGACACCAGCAUUCCAGGCUUCAUCCGCAUCGUGGAGCGGGCUGGAGUGCCUGCGUUGGAGUGGUGCCCUCUGGAGGACGCGGGAAGCAGCGCGCCUGCUGUUUUAUACUCGAAGAAGGAUGGAGAAGGAGGGGUGGAGGACACAAAGUUUGAUCCGGGAUAUGAACCAGACUGGGCAGUAAUCAGCACCGUGAAGAAGGACCGGGAACAUGUUCCGGCAAAGCAGUCUGGUCAGUGGUCCUUCUCUCUGCCGCUCUCAGAGCUGUACUCCCUGCGAAGGGCGCGCUUCUCCUUGGGUCGAAACUUCCUGGUGUUGACCAGUCGCGGCGGUCACCCGCUUCCUCCUCUGCACUUCCACCGAGGAGGAACCAGCGACUUGCUGCGGGCGCUGCACAUGUACAUCACCCUGGACCCGUCACCAGUGGACGGACGGCUCUUCCUCGCUUAUCCUCUGGACCCUCGCGAUUCUGCUCAGGCCUUUGACAAGAUGAGCCUGCUGGAUGACAGCAGCGCAGAUUUUGUCACAAGACUGAUCCAUGACCCGUAUGCAACCACAUUCGGAGGAUUCUCCAAAGUCACCAACUUCUUCAGGGCAGCCCUUCGCCCGCCAGAUUCCCCCAACCACCACAGCCACCAGCACACUCGCCCCCCACGGGAUCCCAGUCUCCCCCCACAGUCUGAAGAGGAGCCUGGCUUUGAGCUCAUCACCUGUGGGGUGGAGCUUGGCCCGAGACCAGACGUGAGCAGGGGCCCGCCUCUGGAUAAAUGGCAGGAGUUUCUGGACCCAGAGGGCCGUGUGACUAACCCGGAGAAGAUCAAGGAGCUUGUGUUCAGAGGGGGAAUUGAACCCUCGUUCAGGAAAGAGGCCUGGAAGUUCCUGCUUGGCUUUUAUCCGUGGAACAGCACCAGUGAAGAAAGAGAGGACAUCCUGCGGGUCAAAACGGACGAGUACUUCAGAAUGAAGGUGCAGUGGAAGUCAGUGAGCGAGGAGCAGGAGAUGAGAAACACCCUCCUCAGAGGAUACAGGAAUCUGAUUGAGAGAGACGUCAACCGGACAGACAGACACAACACCUUCUUCUCUGGGGACGGCAACCCGGGCCUGACGCUUCUUCACGACGUUCUGAUGACGUACUGCAUGUACAACUUUGAUCUGGGUUACGUCCAGGGCAUGAGCGACCUCCUGGCUCCUUUGCUGUUCGUCACCCAGAAUGAAGUGGAGUCGUUCUGGUGCCUGAAAGGCUUCAUGGAGCUGGUGCAUCACAACUUCGAAGAGUCUCAGGAGGCCAUGAAGAGUCAGCUGUUGGAUCUCAGUGUCCUGCUCAAAGCUCUGGACCCAGAACUUUGUGACUUCCUGGAGUCUCAGGACAGCGGCUCGCUCUGCUUCUGCUUCCGUUGGCUGCUCAUCUGGUUCAAGAGAGAGUUCUCCUUCGAGGACAUUCUGAUCUUGUGGGAGGUUCUCUGGACUCGACUUCCGUGUGACAACUUCCACCUGCUGAUCGCCUGCUCCAUCCUGCAGUCGCAGAGAGGAGAGCUGAUCGGCUCGGACCACGACUUCAACACCAUUCUCAAGCACAUCAACGAGUUGACGAUGAAGCUGGACCUGCAGAGCAUUUUAUGUGGCGCUGAGGCCAUUUACCUGCAGCUGGUGCAGUGUAAGGAGCUUCCCCUGAAGGUGCAGCAGGUCCUUGGCCUCUACGUCCCCGCCAGCUCCUCUGACGCGAGUCCCGACUCGCAGGCCGACGAGACCGAGCCUUUGCUCAACGGCUCCCAGGCAGGAGCCUCAGCGUGCAGUGCCCCGCCUGGUCCUGCUCCCUCCUGCCCCUGAAUACAGUUUGUUGUGGAGCCACAAGGAAAUGAAGGAGACUCUUCUCUAUGUCAAAGCUCUAUAUUGUGUUAACGAUCAAAUUUUAGCGCGCUGUGGCGGCCAGUGGGGUGGAGGUGUUUGAAGGAUUACAUUUAAUUUAACUUUGUCCCGUGCGUGUAUGUGUUUUUCAUCACACCUCUGUUUGAUGCUGCUCCUUGUUUUCUACUUUUUCCACUGUGAGUCACUUAACAGUUUUAUUUUCCCGCCUCCCCGCCACUGUAUCCAAAGAGGGAAGUCCGAAGACGCCGCAGCUUCUGACCUAUGCAAUUGUUUUUUGCAUGCUUGUUUAUCUCUUUACAGAUACUUUACCGUUGUAACAUUUUCAACCAAAUAAACGGUUCACACCCGA